Messenger RNA from Scomber japonicus (chub mackerel), 4059 nucleotides. RefSeq names its product multimerin-2-like. Gene Ontology annotation, molecular function: protein binding. NCBI's taxonomy places the organism in Eukaryota, Metazoa, Chordata, Actinopteri, Scombriformes, Scombridae. The record is from RefSeq and is a predicted model, not a curated record.
AUGGUGUCAGUGGGAGAACUGGUUCUGGUUCUGGGCUUACUGGUGAGCGCGCACUGCGAGGUGAGAGCCAGAGACCCUGAUGUGGAGGAGGAAGAGGAGGAGGGGGGGCGAGGAAGAGCUGUGCUGAGGGUGGGGGGGGCAGGGUUUGGGGGAGUCCCGCAUUACCUUCGGAGGUUUCACCACGGAGCGACAGAGCGCCCCCUGCUGGCGGACAGAGGAACACAACCAACCAGGACUGGGAACUGGUGUGCUUUCGAGCAGCAGCGUGUCGUUACCAAGGCAGUGAAGAAAACGUCUCCAGAGAGUCACGUGGUGAAGUCAGAGAGUCCGUGUCCCAGCGGAGCUCCUGACUGUCGGAUCGUCAUGUACAAGCUCUCCCCUCGUACCUUCUAUGAACAGGUGAAGUCGGUGCAGACGGAUCAUCUGUGGCGCUGCUGUCCGGGUCAUGGCGGGAGGAACUGUGAGGACACAGUUCCUGGCGCUCGGCGGGAUUCUGGCAGCUCGACUCUGAUUGGACGAUCUGAAGCAGGAAGAUCACCUGAAGAGCUCCACACUGCAGAUGUGCACACAGCAUUCCGGCAUCAGCACGGCGACCCGAACCGAGAGCAGAACGACCACCAGCCGCCCACCAGUGAGCUGCAGGACGUCGACUACCUGGACCUCAACCAGAACAACACCACUACACAGCCCCCGACCCAGGAGCCAAGCCAGGCCCACAACCCCCACCACACACCUUACACCCACAAGCCCCACCGCCCACCGCACCGCGCUGCCGACCCCUACGACCAUGAACACAGCAUCCAUCACCCACCGCACCUCGCCACAGACUUCUACGAGCACGACCACAGCUACCAUCACCCACCGGACCGCACCGCUGACUCCCAAGCCCACAAUCCCCAGCACCCACCACACCGCACCACUGACUCCCACACCCACAAUCCCCAGCACCCACCGGUCCGCACCACUGACUCCCACACCUACAAUCCCCAGCACCCACCACAUCGCACCGCUGACUCGCACACCUACAAUCCCCAGCACCCACCACAUCGCAGCGCUGACUCCGACGACCACGACCGCACCAACCGGCAGCAGGAACCUCCACUUCUAGUGGUAGAUCUGAGCAACGCCCCCCUCCCUGAAGGCCCCCCCGUGCUCCCCGCCCCCCACAUGAUGGCACUGAUCAUGUCCCAGCUGCACCCAAUCCUGCAGAGCUUCAACCACUCCGUGGAGCAGCUGAGGCGGCAGGUGGAGGUGCUGGCCGAGGACGUGGCCCAGCUGAAGAGCGACCAGCUGCAGGCGGAGCUGCAGGCGGAGCUGGAGGCGGAUCUGCGUGGCAGCGCGGAGCGGGAGGAGGAGGCCGAGCUGGAGGUGGCGACGCGGCAGGUGGAGGAGGUGAAGCGGCAGGUGGAGGAGGUGCGGAGGCUGAUGGAGAGUCAGAGGAGCGACAUGGAGAACAGGCUGCACUCACAACACAUGAUGCUGCACUACAACAUCAGCAGCCUCAAGAUGGACGUAGACGUGAAGCUGAAACGCCACCAGAAGAUGCUGCAGGUCAGCCUGCAGGACAUGAACGCCACUCUGACGGAGCUGAAGCAGGACCAGGACCAGGUCCAGGACCAGGACCAGGACCAGGUUCAGGUUCAGGACCAGGACCAGGUUCAGGACCAGGUUCAGGACCAGGACCAGGGUCAGGUUCAGGACCAGGGUCAGGUUCGGGUCCCAGAGGUCCAGCUGGACUUCUUCCCGCCUCCUUCACAGGUGUCGGACUCCUCGGCGCUCUGGGAAGCCAUCGAGCGUCUGGACAACAUGGUGGUGAACAACACGGUGAAGGUGGGCGGUCUGCUGGAGGACGUUGAAGUGACUUCGGGCGGCGUCCAGCAGCUCAGACAGGAAGUGAAGGAGCUCAGCGAGCAGAUGAACCAGACGGCUCGCAGCACUCAGAUCCAGUACAUGCUGACGGGGCUGGAGGUGGAGGAGGCGAAGGUGGAGGUGCUGGGCCGCGUGGAGGAGCUGGCGGGGAACGUGAGCCAGCACGGCCAGCGGUUCCAGGAGCUGGACUCGGACGUGGAUUACCUCUACACCGCCAUCUACAGGCACAACUCCUCCUCCGACUGUAACUGCGGAGCGCUGAAGGCCAACGUGGCUCGACUGGAGAGGGGCGUGGCCAACGUGACGGAGCUGGCCAAUGAGAACAGAUUACUGCUGGAUGAGAGUGAUGGAGGAGGAGGAGGAGGAGGAGACUGGGAGCUGGCGGUGGUGGAUCUGCGACGAGGCCUCCAACAGGUGAAGGAGUCUCUCUCCUCGCAGCAGAGCAGGAGCACGACAGUAGAGAUGAGUCUGUCUCAGCUCAGAGACUCUGUGGUCGUGAGCAGCUCUGAGGUCUCUGAGCUGAAGGAGCACAAAAAGAAGGUGGAUUUAGAGAUGAUCCGUCUGUCCAGCUCCUUCAGGUCUCUGCUCAAAGACGCCAUCAGACACAGCGACGUGCUGGAGCGCCUGCUGGGGGAGGAGGUGCUGGAGUUCCUGGAAUGGCAGCUCCAGGACCAGGAGGCCUACUCCAUCCCUGCUCUGAAGGACCAGCUGAGCCUCCUGCAGGAGCAGUGGGGGGGGAACGAGGAGAACAUGGAACCACCGCAAGGACACAGAGAGGAGAGAGAGGAGCAGCCGUCUGCAGACCAGCCCUCCUCCUCCUCCACCUCCUCCAGACUUCCAGGCACCAUGAGGAGGAGCAGCGACAUGCUCCAGCCAGAGAGCGGCAGCUGCUCCUCCUCCCUGAGAGGAGGCCUCCGCCCCCCCGCAGGAGACGGCAGCGACCUGUGGAACCUGGAGCAGACGGUGGAGAAGCUGCAGCUGAAGGUGCUCACGCUGGAGGAGAGACAGAAGAAUGCCAGCGGAGGAGGAGGAGGAGGUGUGCAGGAGAAGCUGCAGGCGGAGGUGACGUGGCUGAAGAGAGGCCUGGAGGAGCAUCUGAAGGUGUUCAAGAACGUCUUCAGUAACGCUGACGUGCUGGUUGGAUCCGACGCAACGCUGGAGCUUGAUAAACUUUGGCAGCUGCUGAGGAAUAAAGAGAAGAAGAGAGGAGGAGGAGGAGGAGGAGGAGGGAGGGAGGAGUCAGAAAGAGGAAACCACCGGAGCAGGCGGGAGGUGACAGGUGUUCCUCUCCUCUCCGGCCAAUCAGACGCCUCGCUGCUGUUCCUCGCUGGUUCUCCUCGCAGCUUGUCAGACGGGUUCAUCCUGUUCCGAUCCUUUCUGAACCACGCUCAGUUUCACGCCGGCGCCUUCACCGCUCCAGCAGACGGGAUCUACCUGUUCGUCGUCACCUUGCACCUGCAGGCCGGCUCCGCCCACGUCAGCCUGCUGAGGGGCGGGGCCGGGGCCGGGGCUGGGGCCGGGGGCGGGGCCGAGGCUCCGGUGUCUCUGCUGCGGGGGCCGGUGACGGAGGCGGGGCCCGUUACAGCCGUCAGCCUCCUGCUGCUGAGGGAGGGGGAGGAACUGAGGCCUCACCUGAGCGAGGGGAUGUGGGAGGAGUCGGAGGACAAUGUGUUCGCUGGGCUGCUGCUGCACCGGACCGCCUGAGGGGGGCGCUGUGAGCCAAUCAGCUGCCAGCAUGGGAAAAGACUCUGAGGCCAAAAGAGGCUCUGUUUAAAACCUGAACCCAGAUCAGCUGCAGUCAGAUUAACUUCUAACAGAUUUAAAGUCCAACUGAAACACUUUUAAUCACCAAAUACUGAAGUUUAUAUUUUUAAUGUUAAUAGUUUUAUUUUUUAUUGCGAAGAAACCAAAGCAACAGAUCUGCAGUUAAACUAUCAAAACUACAGCGUAUAAAAACCUCCAUCACUAGUAAAAGUACAGAAGUAUUAACCCCUACAUUUACUUAAAGCAUUAAAAUUAAAGUUUUCUUUUUGCAGACAAUAUAUCUAAUAAUAUAUUAUUAUAUAUGACAUCAUUAGAUUAUUAAUAGUGAGGCAUCAGUGUUAGAGCAGCGUGUUACUGUUGGAGCUGCUGGAGGUGGAGAUCUAAAUGAUUAGAUGUUUAAAGUCUAAGUCGACUGAUACCCAGAAC